GAAUGUUUGUCCAUAUUCUCAUACUGAAUUACUGCUGCUUGGACGCGGGUGAUCUGACGCGUUUCUUAACAAGUCCUUGCUUCGGAGAACACCAGACUUUAUUCUGCAGCAGGACUGUAACAGCAAGACAGCGCAAUGAUGAACAGGAACGGAAUGGUCACAAAGAUUCGCACGCGGAUUAGGACCGACCCCUUCAAGAACAACUAUGAACUGGUCGGCAAAGAGCUUGGCAGGGGCAAGUUUGCCGUAGUAAAGAAGUGUGUGGAAAAAACUACUGGGAAGGAGCAUGCUGCAAAGUUCUUGAGGAAAAGGCGGAAGGGUCAGGAUUGCCGUGGCGACAUUCUGAACGAGAUUGCGGUGCUGGAAUCGGCAGAGAUGAAUCCUUAUGUUGUGGCACUGCAUGAAGUCUACGAGAACACCACAGAAAUCAUCCUCGUAUUAGAGUGUGCUGCUGGAGGUGAAAUUUUUAACCAGUGUGUCGCUGACAAUGAUGAGGCCUUCACAGAGAAAGAUGUCAUCCGAUUGGCCAGGCAGAUUUUAACGGGCGUGACCUGUCUUCAUCAAAACAACGUGGUGCAUCUGGACCUCAAGCCUCAGAACAUCCUGUUGACCAGUGCUCAGCCAUUGGGCGACAUCCGUAUUGUUGAUUUCGGCUUGUCGCGUCGAGUGGACAGUGUGUCGGAGUUACGGGAGAUCCUGGGCACUCCCGAGUAUGUGGCUCCUGAAAUUCUGAACUAUGAGCCCAUCAGCACAGCUACUGACAUGUGGAGCAUUGGUGUACUAACUUACGUGAUGCUGACAGGAGAGUCUCCUUUUCUGGGGGACGACAAACAGGAGACCUUCCUGAACAUCUCCCAGGUCAACGUGGACUACUCACAGGAUGUCUUUCAGGGCGUCUCCGACCUCGCCGUAGACUUCAUCCAAUCACUGCUCAUCAAAGACCCCAGAAAACGAGCAACUGCAGAACAGUGUUUAAAUCAUCCCUGGUUGAACAGCCACUCUCAUCACAAUUCUGUUGACUCUCCUAUCGAUGAACAAGAAGCCAGCCAAUCAGAAUCUGAGCCCGAAAGUCCUGUACCUUCCCCAGAGCUUGUUGUCAUGCCUUCAUUUCCCACCUUCCCGAGCAAGGGGGAGCUGAAGACAGGUCGGGAUGCUUUCAGUUUCUCAGAACCCUUCCCAUCCUGUCCUGAGAUACAACAAGAGCUCAUCUGUUGAGUGACAGACAAGAUUGCUCUAAUGUAGAGCUUCUUGAUUUCUGCAGCUCAGUGAGGUUCCUCUGUGUUACUGACCGAAAGACUCAACCUGCCAAACUGGUUUGGACUGGACAGCGGCAGUUUACUCAGGUGUUUGUGGCACCAGUGUAUGUGUGUAUUUAAAGUCUUUUGUGUAUCGUUGUGUAGGAUAUAUAGCUGUCUGUGUUUGGGCACUGUCAGUGUGAAUUUGAGUCAUCUCCCUUAUGACCACAGAGGUAUGUGCGUGUGUCUACAACAUAUGAGAAUCUGAACAGCUUUUAUAAAUCGUUAAUAAAGCAUUCUUAAGUAAUUUAUAACGGUUCUGAAAUCCUCAAUGGACAUUGGACUUUAUUCUUUUAGCCUGGAUUGAACCUUUUCUGUGCUGUCUGUAAUUGGUCCAAAACUCAAGUUGAAGUCUCCCCAGGAUGUGCCUGCGGCUUUGUAGGAAGGGAAAAGGAAGCUUUGUAGGAAGAAAACAAGAAGCUCUGAGGAAUUGACAUGUUUUAAUCUUCAUCGCUUGUCAUUGGACCAACACAUAUUGUGAAAUAUUACAAAGAACUGAUGUUUCUUCGACGCAAGCCAAUGAUUCUCAUUUGCUCAAUUUUAAACCAGUUCUGUUUAAUUUAACUUCACCAUUAAGGUUCUUAGUCGACACAGUAGAUUUGACAUUUUCUGUUGCAUCAAAUCCAAAUGUUAGGUUGCACCAAACUUUCAGGGUGGUAUCUGCAGUGAACUAUAAAAAGAAUCCAAUGUCAGAGCCCUUUUUGUUCAAGCACUUCUGGUGGGAAAAAAAGAGGUUAUACUCGAAUCUACCAACAAGCACAAGUAGUUCAAGAUGGUAUAAUCAUACAUACCCACAAUUGACUUUUUGUUCUUUUGUCACAUAAUUUCUGUUGAGUGCCACAAAACCAUUUUUUCUGUUCUAAGUCAUUAUAACAAGUUUGCUAUAAUUGCACAUUUGUCUUGUACCAAUAUUGUGUUUUUAUUUGAAUAUCUUCUGUAUGUUAUUUUUAUGUUUGGUUUGGGCAUCAUGGCAAAGGAGGGGUACAUUUCCACCAAUAGAAUGUUGUCAGUGAUUGAGUGGGGCUUAUUUUGAGACCCUCUGAUGUUUGUACUUAAACUGAGGGGCCGUUAAGAAGGUCUUUUGGGAUUUGUAUAUUACAGACAGUUGUGGGAGAUGUUUGCACUUGAGAAGAACAGCGCACAACAAGCAAAAGGCUUUGAAUUAAGUGUGUAUUUUUUAUUUUAAAAAAGAAUGUGUAAAGUAUUUUUCUACAGUCUGUAUUUUAUGAAAAUAUGAGAAAAUAAAAAUAUUGUAAUUUAGGUAUUUUUAACAAGUGCUUAAAAGGUUUGCACUUGUGUCCGAUUGGGCUACUUAUAUGUAUUACUGGCAUGCCUGGCAAAAUAUUGAAGAAAAUAAAUGAUAAUUUUGUAUUAAACAUA
Molecule: messenger RNA, 2675 nt
Organism: Myxocyprinus asiaticus (Chinese sucker)
Lineage: Eukaryota; Metazoa; Chordata; Actinopteri; Cypriniformes; Catostomidae
Product: serine/threonine-protein kinase 17A-like
Exons: 8
Coding region: 136-1215 (359 amino acids)
Biological process (GO): positive regulation of apoptotic process; intracellular signal transduction; protein phosphorylation
Cellular component (GO): nucleus
Molecular function (GO): ATP binding; protein serine/threonine kinase activity
Source: RefSeq, a predicted model, not a curated record